AGUGGAGGACACAAAUGAAGCAUUGAUUCCAGGCAUGCUGUAGAGUCUGAGCUGUUUCCUGCAAUUCUGAUCCUUUUUAGAGUUUUCAUUGUUGUUUUCUCAAAGUAUUAAAAUGCGAGUAUCUGUCACUCAGGAAUUCACAGAGGAUGAAAAUGAGAAUGGAGAAGAAGAAAGGGUCUUCCUCAAGCCUGUUAUUGAGGACAGAAACAUGGAGCUGGCCCGAAAAUGCAAUGAAAUAAUAAGUGAUGUACACUACAAAGAAGAAUUUGAAAAAUCUAAGGGCAAGUGCAUAUUUGUACCUGACACUCCUCAGCUAAAACAUGUGAAAAGUGUUGGUGAUUUUAUUUCUGAGGUAAAGUACAAAGGAGCUGCUAAGAAAGACCUUUCCAACUCUCUUUAUCAGCAGAUGCCAGCUACAAUUGACAGUGUAUUUGCAAAAGAAUUAACUCAGCUGCAGAGCAAGGUUCUGUAUAAACAAAAACAUGAUGCUGAGAAAGGAACUUCAAAUUAUGCACAUAUGAAGGAACCUCCGGAUAUUAAGCAUGCCAUGGAAGUCAGUAAAUACCAGAGUGAUGUGUCCUAUAAGAGGGAUGUGCAAGAUACUCACAGAUACACUGAAGUGCUGAACAGGCCAGACAUAAAGAUGGCAACAGAGAUAACGAAGAUAAUAAGCGAUGCUGAGUACAAGAAAGGAAGGGGAGAGAUGAACAAGGAACCCGCUGUACUUGGAAGACCAGAUUUUGAACAUGCUAAAGGAGUUUCUAAACUUCUAAGCCAAGUGAAAUACAAAGAGCAGUUCAAAAAAGAAAUGAAGAGCCACCAGUACAAUCCUCUUGACAGUGCUUCCUUCAAGCAAGCACAAAUUGCAUCGACCUUGGCAAGUGAUGUGAAUUACAAGAAAGAUUACAAGGAAAGUCUGCAUGAUCCAGCCUCUAAUCUACCAAAUCUGCUGUAUUUAAACCAUGCUUUGAAUAUCAGCAAAAUGCACAGUGAUGUCAAGUACAGAGAGAAUUAUGAGAAAUCUAAAGGCAAAUCAAUGCUUGAGUUUGUGGAUACACCGAUGUACCAAGUUUCAAAGGAUGUUCAAAAGAUGCAAAGUGAGAAAAUAUAUCGCAAAGAUUUUGAAGAAAGUCUUAAGGGAAGGCCCUCUCUGGAUUUAGACAAGACCCCAGAGUUCUUGCAUAUAAAAGAAGUCACUAAUCUUCUGAAGGAGAAAGAGUAUAGAAAAGAUUUGGAAGAAUGGAUGAAAGGAAAAGGAAUGACAGUGUUUGAAGAUACGCCAGAUUUGAUUAGAGUUAAAAAUGCGGCUCAGAUACUAAAUGAGAAACAAUACAAGAAAGACCUGGAAACUGAAAUUAAAGGGAAGGGCAUGCAAGUUGGUCCAGAUACUCCUGAGAUAAGACGAGCCAAGAAAGCUUCUGAAAUUGCAAGCACUAAAGAAUAUAAGAAAGACUUGGAGAAUGAAAUUAAAGGAAAGGGAAUGGAAGUGGGCAUGGAUACUCCUGAUAUACAACGAGCAAAGAAAGCUUCUGAAAUUGUAAGCCAGAAAGAAUAUAGAAAAGAUUUGGAGACUGAAAUUAUAGGAAAAGGGAUGCAAGUUGGUCCAUUUACUCCUGAAAUACAACGGGUGAAAAGAGCUUCAGAAAUAGCAAGCCAGAAAAUGUACAAAGACGAAGCAGAGAAGAUGCUCUGUAACUAUUCUGCUGUCCCAGACACUCCAGAGAUGGAGAGGAUAAAAAGUACACAGAAAAACAUCAGUUCAGUGUUUUAUAAGAAGGUGGUAGGAGCUGGCACAGCUGUUAAAGAGACUCCAGAGAUUGAAAGAGUAAAGAAAAAUCAGCAGAAUAUUAGUUCGGUUAAAUACAAAGAAGAAAUUCAGCAUGCAACUCCUAUUUCUGAUCCACCUGAACUACGGAGAAUCAAGGAAAACCAGAAGAAUAUAAGCAAUGUUCAGUAUAAAGAGCAGCUCUACAAAGCUACACCUGUAAGUGUCACUCCGGAGAUUGAAAGAGUCAAGAGGAAUCAAGAGAAUGUCAGCAUGGUUCACUACAGAGAGCAGCCUGGCAAAGCUACUGCUGUGAGCAUCACUCCAGAGAUAGAGAGAGUCAAGAAGAAUCAAGACAAUAUCAGCUCGGUGAAGUACAGCAGUGAUCAGAGGCAGAUGAAAGGUAGACGUAGUAUGAUUCUAGACACACCUGAGCUAAGGCAUGUCAAAGAAACACAAAACAACAUCUCAAUGGUUAAAUAUCAUGAAGAUUUCGAGAAGACAAAGGGCAGAGGCUUCACCCCAGUGGUGGAUGAUCCUAUAACAGAGCGGGUGCGGAAAAACACUCAAGUUGUAAGUGAUGCAGCAUAUAAAGGGGUGCACCCACAUAUAGUUGAAAUGGAUAGAAGACCUGGAAUAAUCGUUGAUCUUAAGGUUUGGCGCACAGAUCCCGGCUCCAUCUUCGACAUUGAUCCUCUGGAGGACAAUAUUCAGUCUAGGAGUCUGCAUAUGCUUUCUGAAAGAGCGAGCCGCUACAGUAAGCAGUACUUACAUUCUACAAGUUUGGGAGAUUAUAAAUCAGAUGGUUCUGACACGAACCCUACCUUUUCUUACUGCAGUGAGAUAACAAGGCCAUCUGAUGAAGGAGCCCCUGUUCUCCCUGGGGCAUAUCAGCAAAGCCAGUCCCAAGGAUAUGGAUACAUGCACCAGACCAGUAUGUCGUCUAUGAGGUCAGUGCAUUCACAGCCUCAUCCAGCAGGCCUGAGAACAUACAGAGCUAUGUAUGACUACAGUGCUCAAGAUGAAGAUGAAGUUUCCUUCAGGGAUGGUGACUAUAUAAUCAACGUGCAACCAAUUGAUGAUGGCUGGAUGUAUGGUACUGUUCAGAGAACUGGGAAAACAGGAAUGCUUCCAGCAAAUUAUAUUGAGUUUGUUAACUAAUUUUUGUCUCUAGUCCUUUGAGCUUUGUUAUGAUUUACUCAGAAUCUAAUCUUUUAGAAAAAGUGAAAAGAAUCUUUUAAGAUCAUGUGUUCAUUACUUUAUUGCUACUAUGACAGUCUGCAUUUUCAUUCAGAAUCCAAUUUAGAGUCCUUUAAAUACGGAUGAAUAAACAACAAGUGCUUUGAAAACAGCAUGGCUUAUAAUAGUGCUCCCUAAAAAUAAAAUUAAAAAAAAUAUAUAUGAAAGCCUGGUGCUGCUAAUCCUAUAAAAUCAAUAAGCUUAAAGAGAAAAUACCUUUUCCCUACAUUUCAGAGAGGUUGUUUCUCUUUAUAGUAACCAUAAAAUUGAUUCGCUUCUUAUGGGAGACGUCUAAUGCUUGAGAAGGUAACAUCCUCAUAAAAAUAAAAGUGUUAGUUAGAGAAUUUGAUCAUUUGAAAUAAUACCAAGUAAUACGUUUGUAAAAAACAAAACAACACGACAAACCUACUGCCCAGCAGCCUUACAAUGAAAAGGUUUAUUUUGACAGUAAAAAUUUCCCAACUCUCACCUGCAUUUAUUCCCAGAUUACCCAUUUUAUGUUUUUCACAGUGACCUUUUCUAUCAGCUUGGCUUGCAUCCUAGUCCAUCAGUUAGAUCCAUGCCUGGUUUCAUGGUUCUUCAGUAUCUUUCCCACAGAAAAUUCCUUGCGGAAAUUAUCUUGAUUAUAAAAGCUAUCAUGUCUUCUGUUUCCGUCAAAUAAUACUUUGCAUUUAAAUAUAAACUUCCAUUAGGGCAAUGUUACUUCCUUUACUUUCCCCUGUACUGCUGUAAAUAGUGUGUGAGGCCCUGGUGCUGUGCAGUCACACAAAGCAUGCAGGCACAUCCCUUCAUCUUGCCACAGGUAACUUGCUUAAUGGCUGCCUUGCUAAUGAGCUAAUGUACUUACCCUGCUGCAGAAAUAGUUGCACCUCCAUUGAAGAGUGGAGAAGAGCGGAAAAGAGCUCUGGUUAUUGUAGUGCAUUUCAGCUCAAUGGCCUAUUUCAGUUUCCUCCAAAAUUUUUGAUGAUCUGACAGUGAGUUGUAUGUUUACAAAAUGAUUAAUGAAGGAGAAACAUAACUUUCUUUUGAAAUUUAUUCCUUUUCAUAACUGAAACUGAAGGGAAAACUAGCAAAAAAACCCAACCUUCAGCAUACUCUAUUCCAUUAAGCUUCAGUUUCUACCAUGAGUAGAAAACAGUAAAAAUAUUUUGCUGACAAACCUUGCUCCUUGGUGACAAUUAACUUAUGAUUAGGAAAUGAAGGAAUCAGGUCUCAAUCUAUGAGACUGAGAGGAGAGCUUAAAAUAAAUGGUGACAUAACAGACCUGUAAGAGAAGUUGUGUCACAGUCUUGAAACACAAGGAAGUUCCUCUUGCUUUAAGGGGAUGCCAGGAUGGUGCUGUGUUCCCUCCCAAAUAAAACUCUGUGAGGAAGGACAAGUUUGUGUGGAACUUAGCAGUUUGUGUGGAAGCUUACUCAUGUGAAUGCAUACAAACAUAAAGAAAUAAUGAAGAAAUAAUGUUUUUGCUGAUAAUGUGAUUUGUGGUAUUCAACCAUAUGAGAAAGAAGUUAAUUUUGGAGUAGGUGUCGUGUUGAUCCUGCACUGACAUUGUCCCAUUUCUGAAAUGUUAAGAACAGAACUACUGCAGAAUUUGUAGAUAAUUUUGUAUGUCAUAUUUCACAAAAUAAGGAAGUCUGCUGUAUCUGCUUAAACAACAAAGAAGGAAGGCAGUACAGAUUUGUUACAGCAACUGAAAGUUGUCAGUGCAAACACUUCCUAGCUGCAUUUCUGUGUACAAUUAGAAAUUGGAAAGUUUAAGCAGAUUUUUUUCCUGUUGUUAACAAGGGGCGAGUCCCAUGCUGCCAAACAAGGGGUGGGAUGACUGCAUUUGAAAAAACAAAAAAAGAAAAGAAGGUAAAAGGUCAUGAAAUUGUCUAUACUUUCUUAUCUGCUGCCUAAUUUCAAGGCCAAAGCUAACUGGGAGCAUCUAACUUCAAAAAAAGUGAUUUAAAACCAGGAAUGUGAGCCUGUAAAUGUGCAAUCUGUAUGGCUUACACUGCUGUCAUUUUAAACACUUGAAAGACAAGGGCUCUAACAGACCCUUAUGCAUUACUGGUGACUUCCACAUUAAAUUUGCUAGCUUUGCAAGUCAAAUGGGUUUUUCAAAAGGCUGCUGUGAUAGGCACAGCUAGAAACUCUCAAAAAAGCAGUCUGUUUGUGCAUUGGUUUUCAUCAACAGCAAAGAGAGAAAUCCUAUCUUAAAGUAGGUGGCAAAUUUUUCUGAUGAUGCCUGGGGCAGAAUUGGAUAUCAUUUGCUGCUAUGCUGCUCUAUUUGUUCUGUAAUGCUGACAGCAAUACAAACAAGUUGGCAGAGUUGGCAGUUUGCUAACCAAACAUGAAUGUAAAGAAAUGGAGCAAACAGGUAUUUUGCAUCAAAUUGCAAAUUUUAGUCACAGAAAAGCAAGUCUCAACAUUAGCUUUCUUUCUUUGUAAGUGAGGAGAUGGCUUCCAGAGUUGAAUGUCUAAUGAAAAGUAAAUAAAAAAAAUGAACAUUUGAUCUCAUUGGAGAACUACGUUGUGCAAAACAACCGAAAUAAAAUGCUGUUUAUGAAUUUUGAAUGUUCAGUAGCCUGGCAAAGCACCUAAAGCAAUUGUGAAAUAAAAAAGGUCAAGGAAGAAAAGCAGUAUUGUAUUUCUCAUUGAAGUGGUAUGUCAGCAGAAUUUUUAAGAUCUGUUUUAAGAUACUCAUUUAUGUAGUCAGGUUUUUAUGUUAUAUGUACUCAGCAAUUAUUGUUCAUUUGGAACGUUUCCUCUUUUUUAAUAUACAACAAACUUUUUUCCCAUUGUGCAAAUGUGUUCUGAACAAUGCUAUCAAAGUUCACAAAUUAUUAGAGUGCUAUUUUCAAACUGUUGUAUAAGAUCUGAAAUUUGCAAUGUACGAAGAAUAGGUCAGCAACCAAAUUGUGCCAGCAUGACUUUUUCAAGGCAUAUGUUGGAGUCUGUUACAUGCAGUGGAAUGUAGGGGUGAACAGAUGUUGUAUGCUGUCCUGUCACCUUUAAAAUGUGCAUUCCUUUUUAACACCGCAUGUUCUCCUCACUGUGCUUUUUUUCCUGUUAACAACAUUUUUCUGGGGAAAGAGUUCUGAGAAACCAAAUUUCCCAAGAUAUUCCAAAAUUCAGGCUGGAAGCUCAUAUGUUCCCAUUUUAAACAUUUUAGAAACAAGGAAGUUAUGCUAACGUUUUUACUAAUCUAUGUAUAAAUAUAUAAAACUACAUAGAGCACAUUCACACAUAUACACAAGAACAAAUGGGUGCCUUGCUUUUCAUUACUUUUUCUUGCCUAGCUUAUCUUCAUUUUCUAAACAAAGCUACUUACAGAUCUUGCAUUUUUCAUUAUGGAACAUUAGCAUUUAAUCUUGAUGAAACAGGGUUUUCUUGAUUACAUUUGACAUACCAUAAACCACUUAAACAGAUUGAGAUUUGACAGAGAUUCACCUCCCGUGGAUUGCGUUUGUGACAAAUGUGUCCGUAGCGAGUGUUACUCGGGGAUGCAGAAGGUCUUCAAUGUUUGGAAAAGUAGUAAUUUUAGCUUUUAUUGUACAUGCAAGGCAUGCCAUCUUGUACAAUGAAAAAGGAAUGGUGUGUAAGUCUUUGGCAGAAAGUGGUACAGGGUAUAAAAUGUUAGAUUUUAAUUGUGUUGAUUAAUACUCCAUUUAAAAUACAGAAUAAGCUUUAGUUAGUAAAUGUUUAAAUAACAUGCUGGAACAGACAGAAGAUGCUGCUGAAAGAUCUCCAAACUGAUGUGCUGGCAAAUGCAAAGUACUGGUGAGCUGUAGAAGAGUAAACCAUUUUGCAGUGCUUUAGUGAUUUUCUCCAGCUUUAUGCAAUAGGAAUCCUGUUUCCCUUUUUGAAAGAAAACCUGAAAGCUGUAUUUCCUAAACUGCCUGCAUUACAACAGUAUAUUGAAAGGAAUUUCAUAUGCUUCUUGUGUCUGAUAAAUAGAAUUUGCAUAUUGUACUUAAGUUGUAAUCCAGUUGUUGUUGACAUUUGUUUAAUUAUUAUUAUUUUAGAGGGGAAAAUAAGCUAUACUGUAGCAUUUCAAUCAUGUGUAUUUAAUAGUACUCUUAGAAGUUGCUACACUGUUGGAAGACAGCAAUGACUGUAUUAACAUUGAUUAGCAUGAUGUGGAAAAUCUCAGCUGUUGGUUUUUGCGGUGUGAUAUAAAAAGCAAAAAUGAACCGCUGUGCAGUUUGGCUUAUGUUUGCUUUCAAGUGUGUAAAAGUUUUAGUUAUCUUGCAAAACUACUGUAUUUGGAAGUAUACAGUUCUGAAGGUAACAACUGUUUUUCAAAGGACAGAUAUACUUACUCUUGGACCAUAUGAUGUAUCAUCUUAUUUUGGCUUUUGUUAUGCAGAAAGUUAACACCAGCUAUUAAAAUAUAUUUUAGUAGAAAUGCUUUAAUUCCUGUUUUUUCCUCUACACUGUGAAUAUUUAAGCCUUGGUGGACUAGAGCAACAUCAUGCUGCCCAAAGUACUAACCUAUGCAAACUAGUUCACAUUUUAGUUGAUGUCACAGUGGAUGUAACAUAACAAUUUAUUUUGCAUAACAUUGAAAGUCAUUCAAAUAAAAUGUUAAACCUAGCGCUAUGUAUGUAUUAUAUUCACAGUCAAUCCUCUGCAAAGCUACUAUGCCCAUUAAAAUAAGCUACUGAAGCUGAGUAUUGUUCUAGGUAAGUAAGGAUGCUGUUACUUUUCAAACUGAAGUGGAAUAUAUAGUGCUAUUUCAAGGUUGAUCUCAAGAAAUGUGUUAGAAAACAGCAGUUUAUUUCAGAAAUGCACUCUUCUCAAAGGGUUGAUUAGCCUUUUCAGUCUGUUUGUAACCUUUCAUUAGAACAGCAAGUUACAUUCUAUGUCCCUUGUUUUGUUUAAAUAAACAAAGGUAGUAAGUGAA
Messenger RNA from Tympanuchus pallidicinctus (lesser prairie-chicken), 7895 nucleotides. RefSeq names its product nebulette (gene NEBL). Gene Ontology annotation, biological process: cardiac muscle thin filament assembly. The transcript has 26 exons. The coding region runs from base 113 to 2926 and encodes 937 amino acids. Lineage: Eukaryota; Metazoa; Chordata; Aves; Galliformes; Phasianidae. The record is from RefSeq and is a predicted model, not a curated record. Gene Ontology annotation, cellular component: focal adhesion; Z disc. Gene Ontology annotation, molecular function: actin filament binding.